Molecule: messenger RNA, 351 nt
Organism: Vittaforma corneae ATCC 50505
Lineage: Eukaryota; Fungi; Microsporidia; Nosematidae
Exons: 1
Coding region: 1-351 (116 amino acids)
Source: RefSeq, a predicted model, not a curated record
AUGAUUCCAAUUGCACAUCCAAUUGCCGAUGAGGGCACGGCAAAUAUGGUUCUUGAAUGUACCAAGAAGCAACUUGAAAAUGGUGGUCUCAUCAGUGGAAUAAAGCAGUGCCAAAAACACAUCCUGAAGGGCGAGUCUUCCAAAGCACUGGUAGUAUUAAGUGCAUCUACAUCCCCCAUGGAUUUAAUAACCCACAUUCCUAUUCUUUGUGAAGAGAGGAAUAUUCCGUAUUUGUUUGUUGAAAAUACUAGCUAUAUGAACGGGUUUACAUGCAUAGUUUUGAACAAUGGCAAGGAAGAAUGCAGCUUGGUUUCAAAGAUAAUAGAAUGGAUAAGUAAAAGACGCAAAUAA